AUGUCCUGGUUGGCAUCGGUCGUCCUUGCCAUUCUGCAUUCCGUGUACUGGCUGGUUAUUCGAUUGCAGUCCCUCCUUACUAUCAAGAAUGACCCAGAAUUCCUCACUGCAGAACGAAAGAAAGUCCCAAAACAUCUUGCCCUAUUGUUGGUAACGGACGAUGCUGUGGACGCCGAGGAAGCGGAAUCACUCUUGGCUGAAAGCGUCGAGAGGGCGGCAGCUUGGUGUCGCAAAGUAGGGAUUGCCAGGCUUACCGUAUACGACCGCGAAGGGAUACUGGAGAAGGCAUCCUUGGAUAUUCGCGAGCGUCUGCAAAAACAUCUCGACAUUUACUCAGUCGAAACUAAUGACGAGUUUGAACUCGAGUUCCCGCUCACACCUCCUUCUUCCGAAGACUCAGAUUCCCAACCAUCAACUCCCGACGCUGAGCAUUCACCUUUCGAACUGAACGUCCGCACACUACACGUUUCGGAUGCUGUGUCCAAAACGCACAAGAAAGCUCUUGGGGUCAAGACCACUCUCCGUCACCGUCGUUCAGAACAUGUAGGUAGAGAACCCACAGUUGCGCCCUUGACGGUACAUAUUCUCAGUCGUCAAUCCGGGAAGCCCGCUAUUUCACAGGUCGCGAGUGCGCUCCUGCACAAGCGUCGAACAGAUCUCCGAGAAAGCUGUCCUCCAGCAGCAAGCGACGAAUUCCCCAUGUUCACCGAACGGGACCUCAAUGACAUAUUGGAAGGCAAAGAAGGGUUCCCAUCGCCGGAACUCAUGAUCAUCUAUCGUAUUUCCCCAAGAACCGCCCGAAUGCCACUAGAGCUUCACGGGUUCCCGCCGUGGCAAAUCAGACUCACAGAAUUUUACUUUGAUGAACUGCCAAACAAAUGGAGAUGGUGGCGACCAUCAGAGAGCGGCGCCAGUGGAGCGGGCCAACCGUUGCAAGAAACGACGUUUCGGCGGGCACUGGACGAUUUCGCAGCCGCCGAGAUGCGGCUUGGAAAAUAG
This is a messenger RNA of Laetiporus sulphureus 93-53, 999 nucleotides long. RefSeq lists its product as uncharacterized. The record is from RefSeq and is a predicted model, not a curated record. Gene Ontology annotation, cellular component: endoplasmic reticulum membrane; dehydrodolichyl diphosphate synthase complex. The transcript has 5 exons. Lineage: Eukaryota; Fungi; Basidiomycota; Agaricomycetes; Polyporales; Laetiporaceae. Gene Ontology annotation, molecular function: ditrans,polycis-polyprenyl diphosphate synthase [(2E,6E)-farnesyl diphosphate specific] activity. The coding region runs from base 1 to 999 and encodes 332 amino acids.